Molecule: messenger RNA, 870 nt
Organism: Symbiodinium necroappetens
Lineage: Eukaryota; Dinophyceae; Suessiales; Symbiodiniaceae
Source: the annotation of a GenBank genome assembly
AUGCCCACGUCCACAGAAAGAGAGGCCAUCAGGCAGAAGAAUCAGCUCGAUGUGAUCAAGCUGAUUCUGGAGCACGUGGUGGGCCCCGGUGACUUUUUCUCGUCUGAUGAGCGCGCGGAAUUUGCCGCGGAGGCUUAUGCAGCUUGGGGGACCUGCAAAGGCUGUCUGGCUGCGAAACGGCAGGGCAUCACGCCAGGAGUCCCGUUUGCCCAGUACAAUCACGACGAGAUCGAUCAUGUCUAUGUCACCGACGGUCCGUUCAGAGACAUUGCACAUGCAAUCGUGAACCAUCAACAGAUGCUAGAUAAGCCUUUCUUUGACAGUGUCUUGGAACGAAUUGAGGAGUAUCGCAGCAAAAAUAAAGCUGCCGGUGAUGAGUAUGGGCCAAAUGAAAUCAACGCAAUGGCCAUAGAGCUUGCCACCGUCGCAGCACUUUGCUCCGGCGUGAGAGCCUUCUUCGCAGCCUCUGGGUUGCCAUGCCCUGAACUCCCGGAAAAGCCCAGGGUCUGCCAACCAGCCCAUUUCAAGAGCGUCUCCAACUACGCAAGUGGCUCUUUGAACACGAACAUGGCCAUCGCAUGGGGUCCGUUUUUGUAUGCAUCACAACUCCGGGAAGAUGUUGCAGCACGUCCCGACUUCGACAAGACAACGUGGAUGUUUGCCACGGCAGACGAUUCAGCUCCCACGUCAAAAGCCUCCGCAUCGCCUUUGACUUGCAUGGAUUUCCUCCGCUUUGCCAAUGUCAUGUACUUUCCAGUAGAAGAUGCAACAAGAUUCUUCAAAGUACCCGGCGAGGAUCGGCACUUGGCACGUGGCCAGCUUGAAAUUGCUGCAGCCGUCUACACCAGGACCAAGUCUUGCGGUUACUGA